Racocetra fulgida is the source of this 532-nucleotide messenger RNA. Lineage: Eukaryota; Fungi; Glomeromycota; Glomeromycetes; Diversisporales; Gigasporaceae. The record is from the annotation of a GenBank genome assembly.
UAUAAUCUUACUCUUGCCGGUCAUAUUGAAGCUGCAUGGAAAAAAGAUUUUAAAAAAUUAUGGCGAUUUCUAGCAACCAAAGAAACAACAAAUUCAGCACAGUACUAUACGGAUAUCCAAAAAUGGAUAUGUAGCUGCCCUGCCUAUUUAAUUAAUAGAUUUAUGUUGUGUAAACAUCUAAUUAGUAAAGCAGGUGGUAAUUCAAUUAAACUUACAUCUAUACAUCGAUAUACAAGAUAUCCAUUUGUUUAUAUCGAGCAUGUUAAUACUAAACCAUUAGAUUCUUCAACUAUUGAAUUAGAUAUUAGUUCAAAUUCUGACAAUAGUCAUAAUUUUUCUUUUUCACAUAUAUUUUCUGAUAUUAAUUCUGAAGACAAUGUGUUAGAUAGUUUUCAACCAAUGGUCAAUGACUUGAAAUAUUUAGUAACCGAUUUAGAAAAAGAAAUUGCUAAUGGUAACAAUCGACAUUUAAAAGUAGUACAACAUCAUAUACAAAAAACUCUUAAAAUCGCGAAAGAUAUUAAAGAAUAUC